AUGGGGAUUUCUUGUCGAUUACUCCAAAAUGCGUCUCCCGAGGUGGGAGCACAGAACGCUGAAUGCUACUUUUUUAUCCUCUCACGCCAGUCCGAUCCCGAUUCUUCCAAUCUUGCUCGCCUCGCCAAUGUUGUUCGAGAUAACACAUCGUCUCCCGUUCCCUCCGAGACACAGCCCCCAGGCGUUUCUUUAGCCCACCUUUCUACCGCCUUUGCUGCAGGUUUUGCUCUGGGUGCGGUAGUUGGUCUGUUCAGUGCAGAUGUUCUAUUUGCCUCCCACCGUCUCCGUAGUCGAACUCACAGCAAUCAUCUGCAAGAGCAGGUGGAUAAAAUUCGACGUGAUCUGGAUCAGCUGCGCUCCAUUGGACGCCCCAGUCCUGUUGCCUUUGAGGUCUAUUUAGAUGAUGAAGUUGCUGGAGGCGACGAUGAUGAAUUUUUCGAUGUGACUAGUGGGCUGAGCGGGUGA
Messenger RNA from Hydatigera taeniaeformis, 465 nucleotides. The record is from the annotation of a GenBank genome assembly. NCBI's taxonomy places the organism in Eukaryota, Metazoa, Platyhelminthes, Cestoda, Cyclophyllidea, Taeniidae.